GCGGCCUGGGGAGGCGGCGGCCUGGCUCGGCCUGGCGUGGCCUGUCAGGGCGCGGGCGGCGGCGGCUCCAGCACCAUGUCCCUGCAGUACGGGGCGGAGGAGACGCCCCUCGCCGGCAGUUACGGCCCGGCGGACUCGUUCCCAAAGGACUUCGGCUACGGCGUGGAGGAGGAAGAAGAGGAGGCGGCAGCGGCGGGCGGCGGGGUUGGGGCGGGGGCCGGCGGAGGCUGUGGCCCGGGGGGCGCUGACAGCUCCAAGCCUAGGAUUCUGCUCAUGGGGCUCAGGCGCAGCGGCAAGUCCUCCAUCCAGAAGGUGGUGUUUCAUAAAAUGUCACCCAACGAGACCCUCUUUUUGGAAAGUACCAACAAGAUUUACAAAGAUGACAUUUCAAAUAGCUCCUUUGUGAAUUUCCAAAUAUGGGAUUUUCCUGGGCAAAUGGACUUUUUCGACCCUACUUUUGACUACGAGAUGAUCUUCAGGGGAACAGGAGCUUUGAUAUAUGUCAUUGAUGCACAGGAUGACUACAUGGAGGCUUUAACAAGACUUCACAUUACUGUUUCUAAAGCCUACAAAGUUAACCCAGACAUGAAUUUUGAGGUUUUUAUUCACAAAGUUGAUGGUCUGUCUGAUGAUCACAAAAUAGAAACACAGAGGGACAUUCAUCAAAGGGCCAAUGAUGACCUUGCAGAUGCUGGGCUAGAAAAACUCCACCUUAGCUUUUAUUUGACUAGUAUCUAUGACCAUUCAAUAUUUGAAGCCUUUAGUAAGGUGGUGCAGAAACUUAUCCCACAACUACCGACCUUGGAAAAUCUAUUAAAUAUCUUUAUAUCAAAUUCAGGUAUUGAAAAAGCUUUUCUCUUCGAUGUUGUCAGCAAAAUCUACAUUGCAACAGACAGUUCUCCUGUGGAUAUGCAGUCGUAUGAACUUUGCUGUGACAUGAUUGAUGUUGUAAUUGAUGUGUCUUGUAUAUAUGGGUUAAAGGAAGAUGGAAGUGGAAGUGCUUACGACAAAGAAUCUAUGGCCAUCAUCAAGCUGAAUAACACAACGGUCCUGUAUUUAAAGGAGGUGACUAAAUUUUUGGCACUGGUCUGCAUCCUUAGGGAAGAGAGUUUUGAACGAAAAGGUUUAAUAGACUACAACUUCCAUUGUUUCCGAAAAGCUAUUCAUGAGGUUUUUGAGGUGGGUGUGACUUCUCACAGGAGCUGUGGUCACCAGACCAGUGCCCCCAGCCUGAAAGCGUUGACACACAACGGCACGCCGCGAAAUGCCAUCUAGCCUGAAUGCCGGUGGUCGGGGUCUGUGCCAGCUUAUUCUUCACUCCAGGGUCAGAUGCCAUGUGCUACAGGACAUGGAAGUUGCCGCUUGUGGGAGUCUGGUGCCUGUUGCACUAGAGACAAGGGGUAGAGUUUCUCAUUUGGAUGAAAACCCCUUCAACCAGUGGUGUGCAACUGAAGCUACUAUUUCUUUUUUUUAAAAAAAUGGCAAAAAAGAAUUCUAUAGACCACAGACCUCAAGUGUCUUUCUCCUCUUGGGGGUCCUACUUUAAGUAGUUGGGAUAUUUUGGACCUGGAGAUAACAUCACUUACGCAUCCUUACCAGAGAAUGUUGCUGUCAAUUACCAGUUGAAAAUAAUAGAAAGAACUGAGUUUUUAUAUGCUUCGCUUAGAUUUUCAUUUGAGUAGUCUCUGAAAAUCCUGCCUUGCUUAAAUUCUAACACUGCCUCUCAGAUUUCAAUUUUGGACCUUGCACACCUCAGACCUUCUAAAUGCAUUUGCUUGCUAACUCAGAAGACACAUGGUCUGACUGCAGCAAAGGACAUUCCUGUAUUUGUUUCUGAGGAAAUGAGAAAAUUUUAUGCUGCAUCAAGUCGAGAGCAAGGCUCAACAGUGGCCGCUGCAUUAGUUCCCUUGGAAGUGUUGAAGAACAAACUUUAAAACAGAAGAAAAUUUUUGCACCUGUGUUUUGGGUACCAGACAUCUGGGUUCUUGCUCCCACGUUAGAUAAAUGAUUCUGAUCACUGUAACAAAGGGAAUUUAAAAAAAAUUUGUUUUCCCCGCAAUCUCCUCCUCUUAGGAGGGAAAUGCAUUGUCACUGAAUUACGUAGCUCACUUUUCUUUAAACUUGAUACCAGCCCCCACAUUCCUUUUAUUCUAAGCUAUCGUGAUCCUUUAAGAAUUGCUGUUUUGUUGAUCCUGAAUGACCCUAAGGCGCUGGUGGACUGCCCACUGGGACUUGAAGAGAGCACACGGCACCACGGCGUGUCGUUAAACAUACUUCGUCUUCAGUAUUCUGACGCCAGGUGUCAACUGUGGUACUUUCUUCACCUAGGAUAUUAAUUCAUAAUUGUUUCUUUUUGUUGAAGGUUGAUACCCUUUUCCAUUGACUUAAACUUACACGUUAUUUUUACUCCACAUGCCCAGUAGUCAUAUAUUCCAAAGCCACUGGACCACUUGAGUACAUAAGUGCCACUGUUUAAUGAAAUAUGUAUAUUCAGGUCUGUAAACCUAACCGUGUGACUUGGAGUGCUUCCUGCAGACGAUUCUGACUGUUGAGUAUUUACAUGGACCAUGGUGAUAUCCAAAAAAAAAAAAAAAUGCUUUUAUAUUUAUAGAUUAUUUCAUUGAACUAUAUAAAAUGGGUAUCAAUAAAUGUAUUUACUCCAGAAUAA
Molecule: messenger RNA, 2668 nt
Organism: Mesoplodon densirostris (Blainville's beaked whale)
Lineage: Eukaryota; Metazoa; Chordata; Mammalia; Artiodactyla; Ziphiidae
Gene: RRAGC
Product: Ras related GTP binding C
Exons: 7
Coding region: 76-1275 (399 amino acids)
Biological process (GO): positive regulation of TOR signaling; regulation of autophagy; cellular response to starvation
Cellular component (GO): lysosome; Gtr1-Gtr2 GTPase complex; nucleus
Molecular function (GO): GTPase activity; GTP binding
Source: RefSeq, a predicted model, not a curated record